This is a messenger RNA of Nannospalax galili (Upper Galilee mountains blind mole rat), 3552 nucleotides long. It is a transcript of the gene Kif18b, whose product is annotated as kinesin family member 18B. The transcript is spliced from 16 exons. NCBI's taxonomy places the organism in Eukaryota, Metazoa, Chordata, Mammalia, Rodentia, Spalacidae. Gene Ontology annotation, biological process: microtubule-based movement. Bases 170 to 2731 code for a protein of 853 amino acids. Gene Ontology annotation, molecular function: microtubule binding; microtubule motor activity; ATP binding. The record is from RefSeq and is a predicted model, not a curated record.
CGGCGCCGGAAGGAUAUUGCCGCGGUGGGAGAGGGUGUGAGGCGACCUCUCCUGCCUCAGAGGGCGCCCGUCCGCGGCACAGGGACGCGUGAGCGGCCGGACACCAGCGGCUGGAGCCGACGACCGGUGAGCUUUGGCCCCGGGUGGAGACGGCCCCGUGGGUGUUGCCAUGGUGAUGGCUGUGGAAGACAGCAUGAUGCGGGUGGUGGUGCGGAUGAGGCCCUCCACCCCUAGGGAGUUAGAAUCACAGCGGCGGCCUGUGAUUCAAGUGGUAGAUGAGCGGGUACUGGUGUUUGACCCUGAAGAGUCUGAUGGGGGAUUUCCUGGCCUAAAAUGUGGUGGCCCCCAUGAUGGCCCCAAGAAGAAGGGCAAAGACCUGACAUUUGUCUUUGACCGGGUCUUCAGUGAGGCAGCCACUCAACAGGAUGUGUUCCAGCACACUACCCACAGCAUCCUCGACAGCUUCCUCCAGGGCUACAACUGCUCAGUGUUUGCCUAUGGGGCCACUGGGGCCGGGAAGACGCACACCAUGCUGGGAAGGGAGGGGGACCCUGGCAUCAUGUACUUGACCACCAUGGAACUAUAUAGGCGUCUUGAAGCCAGCCAGGAGGAGAAGCGAUUCGAGGUGCUCAUCAGCUACCUGGAGGUGUAUAAUGAGCAGAUCCAUGACCUCUUGGAGCCCAAGGGGCCCCUUGCUAUCCGUGAGGACCCUGACAAGGGAGUGGUGGUACCAGGACUUUCUUUCCAUCAGCCAGCCUCAGCUGAGCAACUGCUAGAGAUGCUGACCAGGGGCAACCGUAGCCGCACACAGCACCCCACCGACGCCAAUGCCACUUCUUCCCGCUCUCAUGCCAUCUUCCAGAUCUUUGUGAAGCAGCAGGACCGGGUCCCAGGACUGACUCAGGCUCUUCAAGUGGCCAAGAUGAGCCUGAUUGACUUGGCUGGCUCCGAGCGGGCAUCCAGCACUCACGCCAAGGGAGAGCGGCUGCGGGAGGGUGCCAACAUCAACCGCUCUCUGCUGGCUCUCAUCAAUGUCCUCAAUGCUUUGGCUGAUGCAAAGGGCCGCAAGUCUCACGUGCCCUAUAGGGACAGUAAACUGACUCGUCUACUCAAGGACUCCAUCGGGGGCAACUGCCGCACUGUUAUGAUUGCUGCCAUCAGCCCCUCCAGCCUGGCCUACGAGGAUACUUACAACACCCUCAAAUAUGCUGACCGUGCCAAGGAGAUCAGACUCACGCUGAAGAGCAACGUGAUCAGCCUGGACUGUCACAUCAGCCAGUAUGCCACCAUCUGCCAACAGCUGCAGGCUGAGGUUGCAUCCCUGAGGAAGAAGCUCCAGACAUUUGAGGCAGAAGCCCAAGCCCGGCAACAGCAUGCUUUACCGUCCUCCAGGUUGAGCACACCACAGCAGCUUCCUAGCUCCCCAUUACAGUCCCAGCUCCACAGCCAGUCCUGCACCCCAGAACUCCAUAAAGGGUGUGGAGUCCUUCAAGAGGGGAGUCUAGGGACAGAGGCCCAGGAACAGAGGGCCGUGGAAGAAAAUUCUUCAGAGCAGGAGCAGCCCUCACAGGAUAUGGGCGAAAAUCCAGAUGAGGAGGUUCCAACCCAGACACUAGAGCUGACCCUGCCUGGGUCCCCUAAUCUGAAUUUGCAGCCUAAGCCAGCCACCAACCGCCACUCAGCAAAGAAACGGGGCAGGGACCAUUUUAAACAGUUGGCCCUCCGGGUGCUGUGCCUGGCCCAGCGACAGUAUGCCUUGCUGCAGGCAGCCAACCUCCUGACUCCUGACAUGAUCACAGAGUUUGAGACCCUGCAGCAGCUGGUGCAUGACGAAAAAACUGAGCUUUGGGCUGAGAGUUCCAGGACUCCUUAUCUGGCCAGGGGGCGCCCUCUGGCUCAGGAGCUGUGUUCAGAGUCUAAGUCCCCAAGGUAUUGUGGCCCUGUGACCCGGACCAUGGCAAAGCAGCUGAAUGGCCUCAUACACACUCUGGGAAUCCCACUCAGGCCUGACUGCAUACCAGAUGAGGCACCCAAAAAGCCCAUCGAGAAGAAGAAGAAGAGGAGACUGAGCUCCACAGAGCUAGAUGGUCCCCCAGCCCCAAAGCGAAAGACUAAGCGCCAGCGCCAGUCCUUCCUUCCCUGCCCAAGGAGGGGCUCUCUUCCUAAGGCCCAGUCUUCAUUUGAGCCCAGUACCCCCCAAAAAGGAAGCACCUCCUCCCCCUGCCCUUCCCCUCGCAUCUGCCCAGCUACGGUCAUUAAAGGCCGGGUGCCUCUGGGCCCUUCCACCAUGCAGAACUGCUCCACUCCUGUGGCUCUACCCUCUCGUGACCUCAAUGCCACCUUUGAUCUCUCUGAGGAGCCCCCCUCCAAACUCAACAUCCAUGACUUUGCUGUCUGGGAGAAAGGCCCCAAGGAGCUGACCAGGCCAGCCCAGCCCUUCAUCCCCAGUGCACCUGUGAUCCUGUUCACCAUGAAGGGUCCCAAGCCACCAUCUUCCCUCCCUUCAACCUCUGCCUGCAAGAAGAAGCAUACCAUGAGUUCCUCAGUCUCCCGGGGCCUCAGCCGCAUUGCCCGCCUCCCCAGUAGCACCUUGAAGAAGCCAGCCAGAUCCUUUGCAAUCCCAGAACCACCCCAGAGUCCUCGAAGCCUUGGCAACCAGAAGGUUCAGAAGGAACUGAUUGAGGUUGAGGGAGUGCUGUCAACUGGGCGCUGUAUCACCAAGGUGUCCUGACCAGCAGGGGCUCCUGACCUCCAAGAUGUCCUGAUCUGCCAACACCUCUAGGCUGGUUGCCUUCUCUGGUCUUCACCUAGCAGUAUCAGGAGCCUUGACUGCCUUCCUCACCUGGGAACAAUUAACACCAACACGCCUUUCCUGUAUUGACACCCCUCCCCAACCAUUCAUUCUGCUGUUUGCCUUUAUUAAUCUCUUACACUCAGCUUUUCAGUAUAUAGAUGUUUGUGUGUGUGUUAAAUGUGUGGCUAUUUUAAAGGAUGCUGUCAUGUUUUCUCAUUUCCAAAGCCUUCCAUGCAGGCAGGGAGCUCUUGAGCUCUGUUCUUCACCCCCCACCCUCACCCUGGUGUGUGUAUGACUGACCCAGGGCUGUGCAUAGUGAUGACCACUGCACAGUAAAGAGGGAUGAGGGCAGGAAGGGGCUUGCUAGAGAGUCCCAAUCUGGCUCUUCUGGUUUCUGAGAGGGGCAUCUUGAGCCCCAUCCUCAUAGCCUGAGGUGGAAAUGUCCCUGCCCUAUCUCGAUGAUGAUGAUGGUGCAGCUCGUGAUGGUGCCUUGGUUUGUAAAGGAAGCCAGCAUUAUUGUCUUCAUUCAUUGAACACAGGACAUACAGUGUAGAAAGAUGUGUAAGAAGAAGGGGAGGGGUGCAGCCUUAAUGUUGCCACCUAGGUAUAAAUGCUAGUUAUAUUGGGGUUAAACUUCCUUCUCAUUCUGAAUUUCUGCAUAUAUACAUAUGUAUUUAUAUGUAUAUACACAGGUACAUAUAUAUGCCUAUAGAUAGAGAUGUAUUUUUUUACUACAGUGAUUAAUAAACCAUCUCCAU